GUUAUGUACAUAUUUUUUGUGGUUAUGUAAUUAAAAGUGUCUCAAAUCAUUCUUUACAAGCUACAAACUCCCCAACGCACGAAAACACAUCUCUAAACAUAAUAAUCAGCAUUUUUGGGGUUAUGUAACAGCUACAAAAUGUCUCAAAACUUGCGCCGGGAAGCCCUAAAAGCGUUCAAGUCGCUCCACAGGGCACGACAGCACGUGUUUGAAGGUGACAACAACGCUCUAACCCAAGCACGGGCCAAAAUAAACGAAGAAUACAAAAAGUGCACACAAGUGUCCGACCCUCAAGCUAUUCAAGAAUUGAUCGCUUAUUCGAAAGCCAUCGAGAACGAAUUGAAGCUGACUGUGAUUCAAGCGAGGGAAAUUCAGCCGGGUCAGUACGAGGUUAACUUAAGGGACGACGUUGUGAGGUUGGACAAUGUUCCGUUUAAAGACUGUAAAUAGUAAAUAUAAUAGUUAAUAAAUUCGCGUAUUUUAGCUUCAGAUCUGAAACAUUUAUUAUCAACUUUAUUAAUCUUCAACACAUA
Molecule: messenger RNA, 533 nt
Organism: Zophobas morio
Lineage: Eukaryota; Metazoa; Arthropoda; Insecta; Coleoptera; Tenebrionidae
Product: complex III assembly factor LYRM7
Exons: 2
Coding region: 139-450 (103 amino acids)
Biological process (GO): mitochondrial respiratory chain complex III assembly
Cellular component (GO): mitochondrial matrix
Molecular function (GO): protein folding chaperone
Source: RefSeq, a predicted model, not a curated record